AGUCAUAAUACAGGCAUUGAAGCCUCAAUCUAAUGAAGACCAGGUAAAUGCGCCAAUGCACGCAUACUCGUGAGACGGGGUUGGAGCUAUGGAGUCGCCGGGGCCGGAUACGAAUCGGUACACAGCGGCUCGGUCGUCAGUGAUCGACUCGUUCAAGGGGUGCUCGAUAAUGUCUGGGCCCCGGAUUCCAAAGGAGGAACUCAGGCGGAAGAUUACAAUGCCCCUGUACCUCCGCCUCGCCAUCCGCGACGCAAUCCUCUCCAACAACGUCGCUUUUGGGAACCACCACCACCCCCUCCACGCCUCCGGAGAGGCCGUUCAUUCGCCAGAGUCACCUCUCGUCGUGUUCAUCAAUUCCAGGAGCGGCGGCCGGCACGGCCCCGAGCUUAAAGAGAGGCUUCAGGAUUUGAUGGGCGAACAACAGGUUUUUGACCUUCAAUUUGUGAAGCCUCAUGAAUUUGUUAAGUAUGGAUUAGGUUGCCUGGAGAACUUAGCUGAUCUUGGGGACACAUGUGCCAGGGAUGCUCGUGAGAAGCUGAAAGUUGUGGUUGCAGGAGGGGAUGGCACGGUUGGUUGGGUCCUAGGAAGCCUUGGAGAGCUUCACAAAGAAGGGCGGGAACCAGUUCCUGCAACAGCAAUCAUUCCUCUUGGUACAGGAAACGACUUAUCUAGGAGUUUUGGUUGGGGUGGCUCCUUUCCUUUCAAUUGGAAAUCAGCAAUCAAAAGUAGUCUUGACAGGGCUACUAGAGGUCCAAUUUGCCGUCUAGAUAGCUGGAUUGUUUCAAUAUUAUUGCCAAAUGGGGAAGUUGUGGAUCCACCCCAUUCUUUGAAGCCCGUGGAAGAGUGUUUCCUUGAUCAGGGAUUCGAAAUUGAUGGGGAGUUGCCUGAGAAAAUGACUUGCUAUGAAGGAGUGUUUUACAAUUAUUUCAGCAUAGGAAUGGAUGCACAAGUUGCCUACAGCUUUCACAAUUUACGCAAUGAGAAGCCUUACCUUGCACAAGGUCCUAUUGCAAACAAGUUGAUCUACUCUGGCUAUGGUUGUACACAAGGAUGGUUCUUCACACCAUGCAUGAGUGAUCCAAGUUUAAGGGGGCUCAAUAACAUCGCAAGGAUGUACAUUAAGAAGGUAAACAGCUCAGAAUGGGAACAAAUUUCAAUUCCAUCAAGGUCACUAGUUGCUUUAAAUCUCAAUAACUAUGCAAGUGGAAGAAAUCCAUGGGGUAAUCUGAAGCCUGAUUAUAUGGAGAAGAGAGGCUUUGUUGAGGCUCAUGUUGAUGAUGGCCUUCUAGAAAUAUUUGGCCUUAAACAAGGAUGGCAUGCUUCCUUCGUUAUGACUGAACUUAUUUCUGCCAAACACAUUGCUCAGGCUGCAGUGAUACGUUUCGAGUUUAGAGGUGGAGAAUGGCAAGAAGCUUAUAUGCAAAUGGAUGGGGAGCCGUGGAAACAGCCAAUGGACAAGGAUUACUCCACAUUUGUUGAAAUUAAGAGAGUGCCAUUUCAAUCGGUUAUGAUCCAUGGAGAGUGAUUGCAUCAACUUUCUCCCAAUCUGAUCGAGUUUUCUAACAUCCAAGUAAAUCAAUUGAUCUUUCGUCGGCUUCUAACUUAUAGUUGUGUGAUUCUAGCUAUGAGAACCAGUGAUUCUUACUCAAUCCUUUGUGAAUAAAUUGGUUUAGACUGACAAGUGCUGCAUGUACUAGGUACCUAUGAUUAUCUAACAUGGUAAAUCACACCAAAUUUGGCCUCUUUCAAUUGUUAAAGGGCCCUUUGAUCUUGUGGAGAAAGUGUUUUUGAGCAACUGUUUUAUCAAGGCCCAUUCUUGGAAAGAGGAGAUGCUGUGCUCAUCUCACCGUCCGUUUAGACAAUCAAUGGG
Molecule: messenger RNA, 1870 nt
Organism: Rhododendron vialii
Lineage: Eukaryota; Viridiplantae; Streptophyta; Magnoliopsida; Ericales; Ericaceae
Product: diacylglycerol kinase 7-like
Exons: 12
Coding region: 89-1525 (478 amino acids)
Molecular function (GO): ATP-dependent diacylglycerol kinase activity
Source: RefSeq, a predicted model, not a curated record